Messenger RNA from Vanrija pseudolonga, 5676 nucleotides. RefSeq names its product Transcription initiation factor TFIID subunit 2 (gene taf2). The coding region runs from base 1 to 5580 and encodes 1859 amino acids. Gene Ontology annotation, molecular function: chromatin binding; transcription cis-regulatory region binding; protein binding. Gene Ontology annotation, biological process: transcription initiation at RNA polymerase II promoter. The transcript has 11 exons. Gene Ontology annotation, cellular component: transcription factor TFIID complex. NCBI's taxonomy places the organism in Eukaryota, Fungi, Basidiomycota, Tremellomycetes, Trichosporonales, Trichosporonaceae. The record is from RefSeq and is a predicted model, not a curated record.
AUGGCAGACGAUAGAGUAGUGCUCGAGGUUGACUUUGCCGGCGUGCUCACUGGCUCGGCGUACCUCACCAUCUUCCCCUCGAACCCGUCCCUCCGCACAGUCUACCUGCAUGCGUCGCCGCUGCUGCAAAUCAACUCUGUGACGCUGUCGUCACCGACCCCCGCAAACCCGCUGUACCCGACGCCUGCGUCGUUUGCGCACACGAACCCGUUCCAGCCGCUCCCGGUCCGCGAGCCGCCCAUCGAUCUCAAGAGCCACCAGGAGAUCAAGCGCAAGACGUGGUCCGCCCUCGGCGAGCAGGAGGAUGGCGAGCUCGCCAUCUCCGUGUCCCACGGCUGGGUCCGCGUUGUCGAGUCGGAAAACGGCAUGAGCCUCGCUCCGAUCCUGAUCCAAAUCGACUACCAGCUUGUUGUUGGUGGCGACGUUGUGGAGGGCAUCGUGUUUCGCCGGCCGGGUGAUGGAGGGGACGAGUCGCAAAUCCCGCACAUGUUCCUCUCGCCCACGACCUUCGACUCGGCUCGAGUGUGGACGCCAUGUGUCGACAGCCUGUGGGAGCGAUGUACUUGGGAGCUCGAGUUCAUCGUCCCGCGGUAUCUUGAGGGUGGCGAGCCAAGAGGGGACAACGAGGUCUUCCCUGUAAUGGUGGUUGCUAGCGGAGAGUUGCUAGAGCAGGUGACACAUCCUCACGACCCACACAAAGUCAUCUUCUACUACAUGCAGACGGGCGACUCGUCGGUGCAGCACAUCUCGUUCGCCGCUGGACCAUUCGAGUUUUACCAGCUCCCAUCGGAGACUGGAGGCGAAACGCAGAAGCCAAUGCUGGCAUUCUGCCUGCCAGGACAGCGCCGCGAUCUGAUCACAUCAACAUCGUUCCUCUGCCGUGCCAUGACGUUUUACACGACAGAGUACAGCUCGUUCCCUUACUCUGCGUACAAGAUGGUUUUCGUGUCCGACCCGCGCGCACAGGCAUCAACAGGAGUCACAAUGAGCAUCUUCUCGUCCGACCUCCUCCACCCCGCCGAUGUGAUCGACCAGGCGUUCGAUACCAGGCAGAUACUGUCAUUUGCGCUGAUCCAGCAAUGGAUCGGAGUCAACAUCAUCCAGCGGACUCUGUCAGACACUUGGCUUGUCACCGGCCUCGCCGGCUACAUCCACGGCCUGUUCAUCCGUUCCCUGUUUGGAAACAACGAGUACCGGUUCCGGAUGAAGAAGGAUAUCGAUCGCUGCGUGCGCUUGGACAAUGGCGAGCAGCUGCCGCUAUGCGUCCCUGGUGCCAUCGACCCGCCGUCAGCCAGCGCCAUGAACUUCAUGAGCUUGAAGGGGCCGCUGGUGCUCCACAUUCUCGACCGCCAUAUCGCCAAGUCGGGGACAUCACUGGGUCUGUCUCGUGUCAUCCCGCGCAUCUUCCUCGCCUCGCUGUCGGACGAAUUGCCAAACAACACGGUGUCCACCAACUCAUUCAUCCGCUUGUGCCGAAAAAUCUCGAGCAUGGACCUCACGACCUUCGCCGACCAGUGGAUCUACGGUAGUGGCUGUCCACAUAUCACCAUCAAGACAAAUUUCAUCCGCAAAAAGUUCUUGGUCGAGUUUGCCGUCCAGCAGCAACAGCCUGCCAUUCAGGCUGCCGAGGCGAUGGACGAAAAGAACAAGGCCAAGUUCAUUGCGUCAAAACGACCAACGCCUUUCUUUGAAGGCAGUCUCACUGUCCGUAUCCACGAGGCAGAUGGUGCGCCGUUCGAGCACUUGGUCGACAUCAAGCAGCCAUACAAGGUCUUCCCUCUACCGUUCAACACCAAGUACAAGCGUACAAGACGGUCUGGCCACGUCGCUGCGCGUUUCAGCAAAUUGCAGGAAACCCUAGUGCAGGCUGAGGAUAAUGACGACGACCAGGCUGAGCAACUACGCGACGUCGACCGCUCAGAAGUGUUCGCUUAUCCGCCGUGGGAUGAUGAAGACGAGCGACGGCGAUGGCGUGUGGGUGACUGGAGCGAUGAUGAGGCCAGUGCAAUGCUGGGCGAAGGUGGAGGAUACGAGUGGAUCCGCGUCGACCCAGAGUGCGAAUGGCUGGCCUUCUUUGAUAUCCAGGAGAAGCCAUGGUUCUGGAUCUCGCAGCUUCAGGGCGAUCGCGACGUUGUCGCGCAGCUUCAGGCUAUCCAGCGGAUGACAAUGUACCCGUCGCCGGUCAUAGCGAGCGAGCUCGCCCGAACAGUGUUGGUAGAGAACUACUACUACCGUGUUCGAAUGGAGGCGGCACGAGCAUUGGUUGUGUACAACAACUCGGAAGCCGAUUACAUCGGCCUCUUCCUUCUCCUCAAGCUGUUCCAGACACUAUACUGUCAGCCGACGGACGACGAGGACCCGCUCAGUGCAAUCGCGUAUCCAAAGCCCAACGACUUUAAGGAUAUCGCCGACUAUUUCUUGAAGAAGAGCAUCGUGACCGCAUUGGCAGAGCUACGAGACCCAGCAACGAAGGGGGUUUGGACGCAAGUCCGGCAAUUGCUAUUGAAUGUCCUCAAGUACAACGACAACUCGGCCACCUUUUACUCGGACUCGUACUACGUCGCAACGGUGAUCUCGGCCCUCGGGAGCGCCUUCUCCGCUGGCGUCAACAUCACUGGCUACAUCUCCACUGAUCGCGACAAGGAGCUGCUGAAGGACGCCACCGAUGCCGUCGAGCGGGCGAUCACCGUCGACCGCCUAGUACCCAGCUACCACAACGUGGUAACGCAGGCAGGCCUCCAGGCGCACCUCAAGUCGAUUCUCGUCGGUCAGCGGACCAACGACCCCAAGAUCUUCCUGAGCUACACCCGCGAGGGCAACUAUGAGCCCUUGCGCAUCACCGCUUUUGACUGCCUCCUCCUCUGCAAGCCACCAGGCCGAAGCCAGCCGCUGGUACAGUACUUGUUUGAUGUGACUCGGCAGGACUACUCGCUCACCGUCCGUCGGCACGUUGCUCGUGCCAUCUCCGAGUCGAUCCUCAUGACACUGGCCGUCGGCGAGGUGUACAUGGCGAGUCCACCCGGAGUCAUCGAGGUGAAUGUCGACUCGCCGAACCAGUAUCACGCCGAGCGCGAGCAGGAGAACACCAAGAUUGUCAAGGCUCUGCGCAAGGAGUUCAACGGGAAGCAGGAAUUGAGGCAGACUGUCCAGCAGACAUUGCUCGAGGCCUUCACUGGCGGUGACCACGAGAUCUUGUUCGCGUUGAUCAAGGCCGCCGAGGUCAUGUCGAGCAGUGUGCCAGAGCCCAAGCCCGGUGUCCUCAUCACCCUGCAGACACCGACCACAGAGACGCCGACCGGCUCCAAGCCCAAGAUCCGCCUCAGUCUCGGUGCCCCUACGCCAACGGCCCAGCGCGCAGAGCAAACAGACUACAACUUCCCCCAGGUCACGUCACCCGAGGUGGCUACUGCCUCCACACCCAUCAAGCUCGUUCUCAACGCUGCUGCCCAAGCGCCUCCCAAGGAGAAGAAGCGGAAGAAUGUGCCCAAGGCACAAGCCAAGGGACUGUCUGACUCCGACUUCAAAGCCAUCUCCAUCGUGCUGCAGAAGAUCACUCUAGACAAGCGGAGCCACUACUUCCGUCAGCCUGUGGACCCCAUCCGCGACGAUGCUCCAGAUUACUUGAAGAUUGUCAAGACUCCUAUUGACCUGGCAACGAUCAGAGCAAAGUUUGACGGCGGCAUGUACGCUACAAGAGACGAGUUCAACGAGGACGUCAAGUUGUUGAUCAGCAACUGUUUCCUUUACAAUGCUCAUGGAAGUCCCGUUCGAAAGGCCGGCGACACCUUUGCCAAGAUGUACGAGACAUUAUGGAAGAAGACAGAGGCCACGUUGAAGGCCAGCGCGGCCGGGCCCGCUGCUCCGGCCAAGGCGCCUGCUCCUUCUGCUGCCGCUGCGCCACCUGCUCGCCCACAGUUGACGCUCAAGACUUCUGCGACGUCCGAGUCACACCUCAUGCCCCCACCUUCGUCUGUCCCCGGCUCGGCAGGAGGGGUGCCAAAGAUCAAGCUCAAGUCGACCAAGUCUGUGACCAUCGAAUCACCAACCUCGGCUAUGCCUCCGCCGCCCCUGCCUGUUCCCAAGAAGUCGUCAUCGUUGGCCGGCUCGUCUGCUGCACGCUCGGCGUCACCUGAAAAGCCACCACGGAAAGAGAAGGACAAAGAGAAGGAGCGCGACAGGGACAGGCCGAAGGACAGGCCGAAGGACAAGCCGACAAAGAAGAAGCGCGAUGCUGCUGCCCUGGACGACCUCCUCGGCGCCGAAGUCGAUGCCAUGGGUCGUGACGAGGCUGCUGAUGCCAUCGAGGAUCUGUUGGGCGAGUCGCCACCUCCACAGCCCAAGAAGAUCAAGCUCAGCGGGUCGAGCGGCAGCUCCAAAUCGUCUCAGCACAAUGGCGGCUCCGAAUCAUCGGGGUCAUCAAAGAAGAGUUCAGCUGCUCCAGAGACGCCGAAGAUCAAGCUCUCGACAACCUCAGAGACACCGAAAAUCAAGUUGUCUUCUGGAGAGUCAUCGAAGAAGCACUCGGAGUCCUCCAAGUCCAAACCUCCCGAACCACCGUUCAAAGCCAAGCUCUGGGGCGACCAGUCAAAGGCCAAGCCUACGUCAGGGGACGUCAGUCGCGAAUCGAGCAAGCCCCGGUCGUUUGGCGAGUCUUCAUCAUCCUCCAAGCCGAGGUCCAGUGGCGAGUCAUCCAAAACGAAGCCGGAUGCGUCCAAAACGAAACCGGAUGCGCCGACAAUCCGGUUCGACAAGCCCAAGUCAUCAGACUCGACCAAGAAGUCGUCUGCUUCGCCUGCGCCUGCCCCGGCUCCCGUGGUCGCCCCACCGCCACAGCCGGCUGCUGCGGCGCCGGCUGCCGGACAGUACUACGCUGCUCCGCAAUGGCCUCGCCCGCCGGCUGACCUCCCGGCAACCGCCACCAACACGAUGCCGUUCCGUCAGAAGCGUGCAAAGGUUAUGAUUCAGGUGCUCAUCAAGGAUCCCAAUGCGGGGUACUUCUUACGGCCCGUCGACCCAGUCCGCGACGGAUGCCCGACCUACUAUCAGGAAAUCGCCCACCCGUCCGACUACCAGACGGUUACGAAGGGCAUUGACCAGAAGAAGUACACAACUAUGGGCCAGCUGGCUCGUGACAUUGAGUUAAUCUUUGCCAAUUGCCGACAGUUCAACCCGCCCGGGCCGAUUACGGACAUGGCUGCGGCCAACGAGGCCCUGUAUUGGCGCGAGUGGGCCAAGGCUGUGUCUCCGCGCAUGACGCCCGACGAGAAGAAGGCCAUGGUGUCGUUGGUCAACCGGGCGUUCAAGGAGCCGCUAAGCUUCAUUUUCCGCGAACCUGUUGACCCUGUGGCACUGGGCAUCCCACAGUACUUUGAAAUCAUCCCUCGAGAGGACGCGCGUGACCUUACUCUUAUCAAGCACAAGCUCGAGAAGGGGAGCUACCAGACGGCGCGGCAAGUGGACGAAGACUUUGAGCUCAUGCUGGAGAACUGCCGCAUGUUCAACGGCGAAGGGCAGAUCAUGGACCUGGCAAACCAGUUUUCAGCUUGGUGGAAACAGCAGCGUAACAAGAUUGAUGUGUAGGGGUGCCGAGUUUAGGGCACUGGGAGAGUGUGUGUGCGUGUAGGCGCCAUAGCCGUAAACUGUGACGAUGAUGUGCAUCGUCGAUGUAUUCUAUCC